UUUUUGUUAUAAGUGUCAGUGUUAAAAGGUUUAAGUGAGAAACACAAGACUGGAUGUAAAAUAAAAAUCCAAAAUCUGAAUAGUUUUGUAAAGAAAUCUUAAAUAGUGUCCACUUAAUUGGAUUAUCUGAAAAGUUUCUCAUUCAUUUUCAAUCGGCAAUCUAUUAAUUGACAAAUUAUUUCUGUUCAAUUAACAAACGUUACCUUUUAAUUCAUUGUCACACUUCUGACAAUGCUUUGCAUUGUUGUUUUUUAGCAGCUGUUCACACAAAUAAAAGCAGAAAAUAUUGCCACAGUAUAAAUUAAUAUAUUAUAGAAACCCAAGACAAAUAUUGGAUCAUAGAGAAAAUCGGUGAAGCUUUUAAAAUUGACAACAUUGUUUAUUCGUGUUGUCAUGAAUUACAGACAUACUGAUUGAGUAACUUCACCCAAGCAGUCUGACCGCCCUCAGCCACUUCCUUUGUCUUAUUUCACUAAUUAUUUAAACUCAUCAGUUUGCCCUGACAAUAAUGUUUAUAUUUCAGUCAUAAGGAAUAAUAACGAGGGAAUGUUCAUGUUAAAGAUAAAGCGAAUGAGAUGUUUUCUAUUCCUACAUUGAAUAUGAAAAACUCACUUCCUUCCUGUCAUGAUUCAUCCCUUCAGGCGACAUGUUGAUUUCCACCAAUCAGCGUCUUCUUUGAUCCAAGCUCAGCCAAUGGGAGGCGACGAAUUUAUGGCGUGCCAGUGGGUGUGAUCCCGCAGGAGGAAGCGUCAAGCCACCGAACAAUAUACAAAAGUUGUAAGAAGAUGGCAGACAGGACAGUGGACCGUGGACCGUGGACCGGAUGUGCCGUCAUGUUCCUGCAGUCGCUCUACCCCGGUGUGAACCUGCUCUCUCUCUUCAAAGACAGAGAACAGGGAAAGUUCAUCAUUUUCAAAGUCAUCAAGCUGACUCUUAUCGAUUCUGCAGGAGGUCUGAGUGGUUAUGAGAUACUUAAGGUCCAUGACGCCGACCCCUUUCUGGGGGUGGAGGUGAAGUUUGAGGAUGUGUCGGCGUGUCAGCGGUUCCUGGAGAGCUACAGCUCUGGAUUGGUGCGCCAGUCCCUCUCGCAACACGCCUGUCGGCUUCUUACUCUCCCCCAAGAGUUCACAGUGGAAACUCAGCUCAAGGCCAGCGAACACAUCCUGGAUCUGUGUCUGGACAAGCUGGAGCUCUGCCUACAGCACAUCCACCUGUCACAGCCGGAGCGCCUGCGCGAUGAGGAGAUUGAUUACCUGGAGGAGCAGCUGCAGAUUCAGGCCCGUGGCCCCGCCCCUCAGCCGACCCCCAUCAUACAGGAAGAGUGUCCCGUCCCCGGCAACUGCUUCAAGUUUCAGAAUAAAGUGUUUGAGGACCGAAUGCUGACCGCGGGAGAUGUCCAGAGCUUUUCUAACGGAGUGGGCCGUCAGUGGAAGCAUGUCGGGAGGGCCCUGGGGAAGAGCUGCCGGGCUCUGAAGAGUCUGGACAUAGACAACCUGGCCUACGAGUAUGAGAGGGAAGGGCUGUAUGAGCAAGCCUAUCAGAUGCUCAGUCGCUUCAUCCAGGCAGAGGGCCGAGCAGCCAAGCUGAGCCGGCUGGUCAAAGCACUGGAGGACUGCAAACUCACCAACCUGGCGGAAAAUAUUCUGGAGCCACGAGAAUAACUCUGUGUGCUUUUGUUCUGCGUGUACGAGUUUUAAAAACUGAGGGGUGACGGAUGCUCUCUGCAUGAGGGGUGGUUGACUGUGUGUGUGUGUGUGUGUGUACUUGUGUGUGUGCCUGCGUGCAUGUUUCAGACAGGUUGUGUUAACACAUCUGCGAAAAUUGAUAUUCAUAUCAUGAUCUGCUUUUCAAUUAUUAGCGGUAUUGUCUCAUUUAGAGGAAAUUAUCUGUCAUCACUGUUUAAAGGACAUGCUGUCUCGAGUUUAAUGCACUGUUUGAACCUUUUAUUUGUGCUUGAUGUCAUUUUACAGAUGAAACCUUCAACAACUGAAGGUUAUUGAUUUUUUUUUCUCUACAAAAUGGUUGCAUACAAAUUAAAUGGUUGUAUAAAUUUUUUUUGUGUUUAAUGCAUUAGUGUAAUUAAAUCUGUUAUUUUCUGAAAAUUCCCUCAGGUAUAAUUUAGUGUUAAUCCUCCCUCCCUAACACACACGUGCACAUGCUCAUAUGAUUAAACUGGGCUGCUUAUGUGUGGAUGGACCUGCAUGUGUCACGUUGUGGGGGCUUCAGGGCAGAGAGGUGGAGGGGGUAGCUGAGGUGUGUGGUUUUCAGAGGUUUUUUCUCCGCUUGGCUGAUGGACACAGUCUCCUCAGGUUGAGCUCCUCUGCUGGUUUCCAUUCAGGGUCCAGUGUAAAGCCCCCCCUCCCCCCCUCUUUUUUUACUCUACUUGACCAUCCAUCCAUGUGAUGUGUGGAUUAGAAGCUUUUAUCAUACACACAAACAUUUAUUAUUGCUAUAUGGUACAUCCACAACCCCCAACAUAGACAUACACAUUUUAAGGCAUGAUUAAUAAUCGCAUCUCUUUUUACUUCUGCUGUAACCGGGAAACUGAAGUUAUGCCUGAAGUAAAAUUUCUCGGGAUUUUGUGGGUUUGUGAAAUGAGUUGAUGUUCUACCUGGACCAAAACAUUACAGAUGUUGGUGUUUCAAAGCCAAUUUAUUGUAUUAUGAUCAACAGAAGUGGAGAGUGAAUAUGUACAUUUAGACACAAUUUGAUUUUUUCUAUUUUCUUCAUGGAUGUUUAGACAUUGGGACUAAUAAAGGACUUGAGGAGCCUAUAACUUCCUUUUCCUUCUGACUACUUCCCUACAUUCAUAAAAAAAAAAAAAUCUGUAUUUGGACCUAUAUGGUGUUUUACAAAUCAAGUUAUUAUAAAAUGUCUUUGAUAAUCUUCUGAAAUAUAAUAUACCAUUUUGAAUGCA
This is a messenger RNA of Pseudoliparis swirei, 2917 nucleotides long. It is a transcript of the gene tradd, whose product is annotated as tnfrsf1a-associated via death domain. The transcript is spliced from 5 exons. Gene Ontology annotation, cellular component: tumor necrosis factor receptor superfamily complex. Gene Ontology annotation, molecular function: transmembrane receptor protein tyrosine kinase adaptor activity. Gene Ontology annotation, biological process: extrinsic apoptotic signaling pathway; positive regulation of canonical NF-kappaB signal transduction. The record is from RefSeq and is a predicted model, not a curated record. Bases 786 to 1661 code for a protein of 291 amino acids. NCBI's taxonomy places the organism in Eukaryota, Metazoa, Chordata, Actinopteri, Perciformes, Liparidae.